Messenger RNA from Paramecium octaurelia, 546 nucleotides. Lineage: Eukaryota; Ciliophora; Oligohymenophorea; Peniculida; Parameciidae. The record is from the annotation of a GenBank genome assembly.
AUGCACAAAUUAUUCAAUCUAACCAUAUUGUUACUUUUAGGAUUCGCCAACUGCCAAGACGCAACACAUUAUUCUACCGAAAAUAUAAGUAACUAUAGUUCUACCCUAGUAUUUGAUUGCGUAUUCUUUGUCAUUUUUGUACUAGUCGUGAUUUCAAUUAUUCGAGCCAUAAUUAUGAGAAGACGACGAGUAGUAUUAGUGGGCUUGGUAGAAGACAUUCCACCUCAGAAUGUUGUGGUUGUUCAUCAAGUUCCAACAAAUCCAAACUAGUAUCCUCCCUAGUUUGUUGCCCCACCUGCUUAAAAUCCCUAGUUUGUAGCCCAACCUGCUUAAAACUUAUAAUAUUAAGAUUGGGUUUAACAACAGAACCAGGCAAUGCCCUAACAAUAACAACCACUUCCUCCUUAAUAUCCUCCAUAUAUGAACUAAAACUACUAUCCAUAACAAGCUCAACAAUAUCCAUAAAAUGUGCAAGCCUAUCCAGCCAAUCCAGUGUACCCACAAUAAGGCAUACCCAUAAGUCAGCCCCAAGGAUAUCCAAAAUGA